GUUCGUCAUUCGCGUCCAUCUAACAAAUCAUCGACUAUUUUCAAGAAUAAUGGCAUUGCAGGCGUUCUCAGCCCAACUAGAUCUCAUCCUUAGUGAGUCUGAAGCCAAGUCUUCAAUACCUGUAGGAGAUUCAGACAGUUUCUUUUGUAUAUUCCAAACACCUGCUCCAAAAAAGCGCAUGCUUAGCCCCACGGUUUCAUGGGCAAAGUACCUUGGUGAUCCAGAGAACGCACGAUAUAUCACGGUUCUUGCAGCAGAGUUCCUGAAAGCCUGCAAAUCAUUAGAUAAUGUGGCCGAGCCUCUGAACUUCCUGUUCACGAGUUAUCACGGCUCAUUGCAGUUUCCUGCCAAAGCGUCUCUUUUACUCGCUUUAAUUUACAACAUAUUUCACCCAAAAUCUAAUCUGCCAAUUUAUGACCGGAUCAAAUCACCCAUAUUACUAAGUCGAUCUUUUGUACAGUUAACACAGUACUUGGAUGUCACUAAUCAUCUGCAGUGGAUUGGGACUAUGUCCCUAAUUCUUCAAUGUCUCCAGCAACCUGACUGCGCGACUUUACCAACAGAGACAGCAGUGGGAACCAUGACCUCGAUCUUGAAAAAGCUCAAUCUGUUGCCAUUAUCUUGCAAUAUGGAGCAGCGUGAAUGUGCUUCAAUAGGCUUGGAUGUUAUUCGAGCGUUUCUAGAAACCCCAAGCGCCACCAAAACUGCGCACGCAACCUACUAUGAUCUGAUGAAAGAGAUUCCACAAGUAUUUCCUGCUGGUGUUGUUAUCCAUUGGACUCUAGAAGGCUUUAUUAAUUACCUCCAGAGGCGACGGCAGGGCAUAGCGCAUUUGGUUAUGCCGCCAGAUGCUGCGUGGCCGCUGAUCUCACAAGUCAGCCGACAGCAUGAGUUCACUAGUCUCUCACUGCGGCAGACCCAUUCGUUAUUCAUAUCGGAUUAUACGAGCGGAAUACAAGAUGGACAAAUCCAAACCUACGUUAGCUUGUUUAAUGACCUCUUCUUUCAGAGGGCUCCAAUGGAUGAAAUUGCCUUGAUGAUUCGCCAAUUACAACCAACGCCCAUAAAUAUUUCUGUACUAAGGGAGUCUUUAGUAGCCAAAACCAGGGAUGUUGUUCGCAUUAUCCAACGUCACAGUCGCUUUCAUGAUUACCGGCCCGUGGAUAUGUCCAUACCUGUCGGGACAAAUCCGGAUAUGGUGAUUCCUGAGAACUUGGAUUUCAUGGAGCUGUUGAUCGAGCUAUCGGAUCAACUCUAUGCUUUUGUGGGCUCAGAGCUUUCGCAUAUAUCUUCUAUUUAUCCAACAGGAUAUGCUAUCCUUUAUGAGGACUUAAUUGCAGACUUUUAUGGAUUAAUUACGGGGACUGAGCGUACACCACCUGAGAUCGAGAAAGACAAUACAUUGAUUUUCUUACUCUUACAACUGAUCCACAUCGAAAAAAUUGGGGGCAAGGAUAAACUGUUGUCUCAAGAUUAUGCUGGUGACGAACAUCUUUUCAGACUUUUAAUCGCAUUGUAUAACGAAGAGCAGGUUAAUUCUAAGGAUGGCUUCUAUCUACGUGAUCUCGCUCUGCAGUGCGCCAUCAGCCACCAGCAGAGCUAUAUCCGUGAUCGGUCUAUGAUGAAGUUCCGCCAUCCAAAGCUGGCAGUAAUUUGGCCAUACUACUCUCAAAUUUGCUAUAACGUCCAAUCCUAUUUCAUAUCAACGUAUAAAAACAAUGUCCAUGACGCGACAUGCCUCUCCAACCUCCCCAUACAAGAGAUAGUCAAGGUCGCAAUGGAGUCUCAACUUAGGUUGAAUAUUGUUGCCGGAACCUUGUUCCUUUAUCUCGUUCCCAAUCAUCAGAACAGGGAGCUGGAUACAUCAGGCAUGUUUUUGAAAGGAGGGACGUUAAACUACAAGUUGCUGGAUUUCCUUAAUAUCGAAACUAAGCACAGGUUGUUGGGGUUAAUCUACAAAACCAUGCUUGAUGGAGAUCAGGGGCCUCGAUUCCACGGUGGUCCCCCUGCUCAAAUCAAUUUCGUGUCGCCAUAUGUUAUGGAUGUUGUUUACAAGCUGUUAUCGAGCUCGCCGAUAUCUGUUGAGCCUAUCAUAAAGCUUUUAUUCGACAAGCUCAGGCGCCAUGAUAGGUUGCUCAUGACCACUAACGAUGUCCCUGCUGAGGUUAUUCGAUGGCAGUUCACUGUACUUCAAUUGCUCAACUUCCGAAUGAUUCGACCACUCAAGUUUACAGCAAUAUGUGCCAAUCUACUACAUUAUUUGAAAUUCGCGAUUUCCUCAACCAAGCACCGAGCGUUGCAUAACCUUGUUGAAGCAUGUAAUCAUAGCAUCCUAAGCAUCCAAACUAGUCCCAAAUUCCUACGAUCACUUGCUGACAAUAGGCGUGAGAAACCUUAUUGGUUCGAGGAAUCUGAGGCGCUAGCUCGGCGCGCAGUCAUGACCAUUGCGCGCAUCAUCAAGCUCAAGGGCCAAGGGGAUACGCCGCUUGGGAUUGUCACAGAUAUUCUCCAAAUCCUUCAUAAGCAUCCCAUCGCGUGGUCAGAGGAGAUUGUAGCUUUUUUCCCUGAUGUUAUUCGGGACUUUUACAAAACGCAAGAGCUAUCAGGAAUCGGGAAAGAGAUACCUGGAGCUGUUACAGAGAAGCAGGUUGCAACACUUCUUGAGGAAACAUCAGUGCACAAUGUUCUUUUGGUUCCCAAGGGUACAGAGCCGAACACAUAUCUGCUGAGCCAUUAUUCUGACAUGGCAAACCAUCCAUUCUUUUUGUGUGUAUUUUGGGAAAUCAUCGUCAUUAAUCCACAAAUAUCGGAGUCCAUGUUGGAUGAUAUUCGUGCGGUCAUGCUUCAGUUCCCACCAUCGCACAUGUCAACUUAUACACAACAAUUGGUUGAUUAUGCGCUAUGGAAGCUGGAUCCCAAAAACCCAAAUGCGUCAGGCUCAACCGAUUUUGUUGUCCGUGUUUUCGAAGAGCUAGUUUGGAAAUACCAACUGCUUUCUAUUGAACAUACACUACUGGCGCUCAUGACUGGCCAUCCAGCACGGUCUGUAGAUUUGGCGCUCAAAAUAUUGAUCCAAAUGACAGUCAACUCUUCGGAGUUGUCGAACCGUAUCGUGCACUGGACUUCAAUCGGGAUUAGCCCUCGCCCAUGGGAAGAGGAUGCAUAUUAUGAUAAAUUGCAAAGCUAUCUCUCACGGUAUCCAGAGUAUUUUGGUUUUGAGGCCCACGAAGUUAGGAGUGGCGUUCAUCCUAUUAAUCCACCACUAGAGUUGCCGCUAUUGGUCAGCUACAAUAAUGUGUUGUUGCGCUUACUCAAUGUUUUCGAUUUAAUCAUCGGCAGGUUUAUCGAAUAUCAGAUGACCGAUACUCUUGUUUCCUUUCUGGAAAAGUUUGGUUGUUUAUACCUUUAUCACAGUACUCCUAUGGGAUUUGUCCGUGACACCUUGCUCUAUUAUUACGAGUCUCCAACGAUGCGGGACCCUCGUGUGAUCAAAGCCCUAAUCAAGUUGCUAGACUUCAAGCAAGUGGAGUUGUCGCCCGUAUUGAUGGAUUAUAUUCAAGAGGUGAACCGUUCUGAAGAGCAGUUUGAUGAACAUUAUGUUCAUGAAAUUUGCCGCAAGUUAGCCAUCAGCAUAGAUCCGAAGGAAUGUGGCUAUAAGAAUGACCCAGGCAUGCCAGAGCGUCAUUACCGCGAGAUAUCAAACCCAGCUGCACAGGGUCUAUUUAUUGCCAUCAUUGAGACUUUGGCAGCACCAAUCUCUAAAGAGUAUUUCAUGGAGCAGUUGCUUAAUUUGGUGGUAGGGAAACGCGGUUGUGUCUCAGCCAAUGUAACUAGCAUGAUAACGUCUGGGACAUUGGUACCAGCAGCAGCAACGGGGGGAGCUACAGAAUCUAGUGGCAACAAUCCGGCAUCAAGAACCAUACCAGAAGCAAGGGUGAUCCAUGCUGCAGGAUUAUUACUUUCAACUUUACCAUCAGGAUUCAUGGAUUUGUUUUUUUUUGAAGUGGAUGCAUUUACACGGUUGGACGAAACGCUUCUGGAAGCAUCUACAGUCUCUGCGAAGGAAUCCCCUCAAGCAUGGAGCAUAGGGGGAAGUCUAUAUGAAGGAUACAUGGCCACUGGAGACCUUGGAAGAACUGAGACAGAGACAACAAACAAUGCAGCCCCACCUUUUUCAAAUAAAGGGUUCAAGCGGACGACCACACAGAAUAUGUUGUUUAAAACCAUUUUUAGCAGCUAUACCAAUAAUCGCAACAAUUACCAGUCCAACAUGCCCAAUUCUUUCUUGACAUUUUUCCAUGCAGUAGCCCACUAUUCUUCUGCGGAUGUACUGGUGCGGAUAGUGAAAUGUAUUGAGAACUGGAGACAGGGAACGGAUUUGGAGCCCCCGACGGUAUCGACACUUUCCAACUACAAAGAUGUGUUGAUUCGAAAGGCCGCUGCUCCUGCUGAUGGGGGAGAGGAUAUAGUAGGAGCAAACGAAACAAAUCGAACUAUCUGUACAGAUGUGCAAUUGUUGUUCAUCUGUGCGUUGGUUGGCCCACUUUUGCAUCGAGUGGAGAAGGUGCAGAUCGAAGGAUCAACGAAUCAUUUCCUUGUGGUUUUGUUAGAAUUGAUAGCGACUGUUACUAAUUCGAUGAAGGUUGCAGCACGACCUGGACUUGCCACUCUUGAACAAGUGAUUGAUUUCAUAUAUCACGUAAGGGCGCAUAUACCAAAGGAUCCAGAAGUGAAUGCAGAAUUGGCGCUUGCACUGAAGAAGAUGCAUCCUUGGCUUCAGGCACGUUUGAGUAGAAUUUUAUAGGAUUGAUGCAUAGAAAACCCAAAGCUCAUGGAAGAAAAAAAUAU
Lobosporangium transversale is the source of this 4848-nucleotide messenger RNA. RefSeq names its product mediator complex subunit 23-domain-containing protein. The transcript has 8 exons. NCBI's taxonomy places the organism in Eukaryota, Fungi, Mortierellomycota, Mortierellomycetes, Mortierellales, Mortierellaceae. Gene Ontology annotation, biological process: regulation of transcription by RNA polymerase II; positive regulation of gene expression. The coding region runs from base 50 to 4804 and encodes 1584 amino acids. The record is from RefSeq and is a predicted model, not a curated record. Gene Ontology annotation, cellular component: mediator complex; transcription regulator complex.